Molecule: messenger RNA, 3163 nt
Organism: Anopheles coustani
Lineage: Eukaryota; Metazoa; Arthropoda; Insecta; Diptera; Culicidae
Product: stromal membrane-associated protein 1
Exons: 3
Coding region: 341-1966 (541 amino acids)
Molecular function (GO): metal ion binding; GTPase activator activity
Source: RefSeq, a predicted model, not a curated record
UUGCUAGCAGCGCUUUUUGGACAACGAACAGCAAGGAAACUCAUCUAACCCACCUGCUGAGCAAACAAAGUUUCGCAGGGCGAUUUCUUAAAGGAAAUUGUCCCAAUAGUGCUGAUCGUUUUCUGCCUACUUGUGGGUGGGCGUUUGUUGGUAAAUAGUUGGCAUUCAUCACCGGAGACUCGAGCGGAGCGAACUCAUACGCAACGAUAAGAAACGGAAGAUAAGAACGGGAAAGGCCGGACGUCACUGAACUGAAAGCGAACGGCUAAAGCUUCUUGUGGCCUAGUGACAAUAAGCGUUAGAAAAACGUUGGGAAGGAGAAGUACCGGGCAGAAGUAAAAUGAGCAGGAAAAAUGAGACGGAGCGGCAGAAGCAGAUACAGGAAAAGUGUCAGAUGCUGCUGACCAAGAUGCUGCGGGACGAUGACAACAAGUACUGCGUCGACUGUGAUGCCAAAGGGCCCCGCUGGGCUUCCUGGAAUUUGGGCGUUUUCCUGUGCAUCCGGUGCGCCGGCAUCCACCGUAAUCUGGGCGUACACAUCAGUCGGGUGAAGUCGGUUAAUUUGGACAGCUGGACUCCGGAGCAGGUGGUCUCACUAGAACAGAUGGGUAAUUCGAGAGCUCGCGCUGUAUACGAGGCUAUGAUACCGGACGGGUUUCGUCGACCGCAGACUGACUCCGCACUCGAGAGCUUCAUCCGGGCGAAGUAUGAGCACAAAAAGUAUCUCGCGCGCGAAUGGGUUCCUCCGCCACCGCCCAAAGUGGACUGGGAUCGAGAGAUCGACGAGGAGAUCGAAAGGCAGAAGCGUAAAAAGAAGUCCAGUUCAUCGGCUGGUAGCGUAUCGGGUGGCGUGGGAUUAUCACUGUCAUCUCCCCUCGGCGCCGUUGCCGAGAAGAAGAACACCGCCUCGAGUUCGCAUUCGUCGGGCGGUACGGGCUCGUCGAUGGCAUCGGCUGGUGCGGCCUCGGUGCCAAAGUUGAAGGCACCGGCCAGUAGCACGAAGCAGUCGAGCCGGAAUUCCGGCAUAAGUAUUCCCGCCUCGGAUGGAACUUCGUCUCACACACCAAACCUCCCGAGUAACGGUGGUGCAGGGACAACAGUAGGGUCGAACGCAAGUGCCGGAGCUGAUUUGCUGGGACUUUCGCUUGGCGAGGGUAGCACCAGCAGUAGCAGUGGUAAAAUGCCAAACGGUCCACAAGCAACAAGUGCUUCAACCGUGGAACAGAACAACGGGCUGGACUUGCUGGAGCGAAAAAACACGGAAACGGACGAUCUUGCCAAGGCAGAAGCGGACUUUUUCAAUCAAUCGGGUUCCGGCGGAGGCGCGGAUAUGAGUGGAAAGUUGACAAAAGAUAAAAUUAUGGCACUAUAUGGUUCGGGCCCAGCUACAGUUGGACCAGCUAUAGGCGGCGGUUUCGGCGCAGCAGGUGGAGGAUUCGGUGGGUUUCAACAAGCUGGCAGCACAUUCCCUGCGGCUACAAAUGUUCCGGCAUCGGCCAAUUCAUUCGGUGCAUUCCAGACGUUCCCCGGAAUGAAUGGAGCUUCGACCGGUGCUGCUGGCCAAGUGCCGGUCGCAUUCCCGCUGAUGGCAGGAGGCGCCGUUUCAGGUGUGCCUCCGGGGCAUACGAUGAUGUACAGCAAUGCUCCCAUGUUCAAUCCUCAAUCGCAACCUCCGCAACCUCUCGGGAUGGUGCCACCACAGUAUGCCGGAAUGCCACCCCAGUACGUGACAAAUCCUCUCCUGCAGCAACAAAACCCUCAGCAACAGCAACAACCGCCGCUAGGGAUGGGUUUCCCGCCCAUGGCUAGUAUGCAACAGCCGGCGAUGCUUGGCGGAGUAACUGGUGUACCGGCUGCCUUUGCCAACUUUUCCAAACCCGUCCCGCAGCAGCAGCAACCAGCAGCGACCAGUGACAAACUAAGCAAUCAAUUCGGUAACAUGAAUUUGCGCGACGUGUGGCAAUAGAGUGAGCGGGGCAGUGUGUCUCUAUGUGUCAUCGGAAACAUCGGAAAUCGGCCAAAGCGUAUCCCGAAUCAGGGGCUGGAUUUUGGCCGAUUGACUUAAAACCAGCCGGCCAGCAGUUUAAUGACGAAAUUCUCCAUAUAUUGUAGCAUAUGGCAAACAAACUAUUAAGCGCGGAUAUCAGAUAUAGGGCAAUUACUUAUUUAGCAAAAGAAAUCGAAGCAACGAUACAUAAUAUUCACUCGUCGCGUCUCUACUUCGGUGUCCACUGGUGUCCAGAGAAAGGAGGGAUGGUAUCAACCUUAUUCUUUUUGAGUUUAUUCAAUCCGACUGGACAAAGUCUGAAUCUGUUGUUCUAUUGCAAUGGUUGCAAACUAUAAAGAAACGGUGCAAUGGAAGAAACUAACGAGAGAACAGGUAGGUGGUAAACAAAACAGGAAAACGUAUAAGAAAAACAAAACUAUAUAGAUUGUAAGUGCACAUAAACAUGUUAGAACGCGAACUAUAAAAGCAGCCGACAGAUGGAAACGACGUUCAGUGUUUUUUGUUUUAAUCACUACAGUUAAUACAUAGGAACGUAUUCUAAAGUAUGUCUAGCGUGGACAAAUCUGCGGCAUUAAGUGCGUUUCUAUUGAUAGAUAAUUUAAUGGUCAAUGAUAACUAAUAAUGUGCAAGGAGGGGGUUCGUACGUUAAAAUGCAAUUGUAAUCGUCUACAUCUUUAAAGUAACGAAUAGGAAAAGAAUUAGCUCAUGGCAUCGGUACAGGAACGGAAUCGGAAGGACGAGCAGGUUGAAGAAUGAAUUAGAAAGAGAAAAUUUAUAAAACUUUGUAUCUAUUAUUAUAUAUAUUUAUAUUUUAAAAGCAUGGAAUGAUACAGCAUAAGAAACCUUUCGGGGUAACUAACGCCGAAGGGCCGAUAUGAUGUUAUGGGUGGUAGGAAAGGACAGCAAAGGAUAUUUGGAAAAGUAUGCACAUUAACAGGACUGUUCGAUAGAACUUACUUUCCACGAAAUGUUUGACUACAGAUUGUAGAACGGCGGUAGAUAAAAGUGAAAAAAAUAUUUGAUUGUACUCUAGUGAAAAAGCAAAAGCAAAAAUGAAUAAAAAGUAUUUCCCCGCGGUAGCAAUCGGGUAGGCGAUAGCUAUUGCGGACAAUUAUAUUUAGUUGUGGAAAUAAAUCCAUUUAUUUUGAAAUUAUU